AUGGAGGCUGAGCUCACCCAACUGCGCACAGAAGUCAAAGUGCUGCGAGACAAGACACUCAACACCAGCCUCAACGAGUCCUUCGACGACUCCGCUCUGCGUGAUGAGAUGGAUAGCAUGCGCACCGAAAUGGACGGGAUGAAGCAGCAAAUGUGGGCAGUCGAGGCAAAGGCGCUAGAGAGCGACAACCGACUGGCCGAAGUCACAAAAGAGAACGAACGUCUACAGAGUGCACUGGAUAGGGUCACUUCUGAGUAUGAGAUGGUGCGUGUAAAUGACUGUAAAUGA
This is a messenger RNA of Sphaeroforma arctica JP610, 288 nucleotides long. RefSeq lists its product as hypothetical. The record is from RefSeq and is a predicted model, not a curated record. The transcript is spliced from 2 exons. Bases 1 to 288 code for a protein of 95 amino acids. Lineage: Eukaryota; Ichthyosporea; Ichthyophonida.